UUACAAAGCUAAACAUUCUUACAAAAUCCAAAUUGUAAGUUUUCUUUAAGAGAAGAUAAGAGAAUGUCUAACAACAGCCAGAGCAUGAGCUUCAACGCUGGCCAAGCUAAAGGCCAAACCCAGGAGAAGGCAAGCAACCUGAUGGACAAGGCCUCCAAUGCUGCCCAAUCUGCUAAGGAUUCUUUGUCAGAGGGUGGACAGCAGCUGAAGCAGAAGGCACAGGGUGCGAGUGAGGCCAUUAAGGACAAGACGGGCUUGAACAAAUGAGAAGCACAAACAAGCACAUUCCUAAUAAUAAUUUACGAUUUCUAUUCCUACUAUUAAUAAUUAGAUAGAAUCAUUUAUCUAUCUAAAGUAUUUCAAACGAAGCCAGUCAGGGAAAAAAAAAUUUGUCAAAGUAUAUUCAAUAUCUGUUUGUUGUUGACUCUUGUCUUUUGAAUAAUCCGUAG
This is a messenger RNA of Eruca vesicaria subsp. sativa (arugula), 449 nucleotides long. The record is from the annotation of a GenBank genome assembly. Lineage: Eukaryota; Viridiplantae; Streptophyta; Magnoliopsida; Brassicales; Brassicaceae.